Messenger RNA from Arabidopsis thaliana (thale cress), 1078 nucleotides. RefSeq lists its product as uncharacterized. The coding region runs from base 307 to 828 and encodes 173 amino acids. Lineage: Eukaryota; Viridiplantae; Streptophyta; Magnoliopsida; Brassicales; Brassicaceae. The record is from RefSeq and is marked reviewed. The transcript has 3 exons.
UGGCAACAAACAAAAAUAGUAUGUAUCUAUUUUAGGCCCAAAAUAGUUCAAGAGAAGAUUUGUUAUCAUAAGCCCACAGGCCCAUUAGACACAUUUUUGAUUUACAUGUAAAUGGGGAAGUCAGCAUUUUGAUCGUUGACUGUGGAGUAGUUAGAUUUACAAAUGAAAGAGCCGAAUGAGAUGAUGACACGUUUCAUUCCGAUUAAGUAAGAAAUCUUCUCUUGCUUGUUUCCUCUUAAUUAACAUCAAAAUCUUGAGUCGAGUUUGAAGAAGCCAAACUCCAAAAAAAAAAAAAUUAUCAAAGAAAUGCAAAUGGGAUAUGAAAAUCCAAGGACUAUGUACGGUGUGAUCAUCACCGUGUACGUUGAUCGUCAAACGACGACCGUCCGAUCAUUUCAAGGGAGACAGAAGAAUGAUGAAGGGGAGAGAUUCAUUGAACGGACGUGGAAGCGUGGGAUCGGAAAGAUACGCGGUUAUGAUCGGAGAGCGAAUCUGUUAGCUUAUAUUCGUCAGAAGAGGGCCGAGAGUCUCACCGGAGAUUCGAAAUGCGACGUCGUAGAGAGUGACAACAAGCCUGAACGGCUGAGUCCGAGUCCGAAGAAGAAGAAAAGAAGGUGGAUAAGAAGAAUGAUGAGUAAGUUCCGGUUACCGUUUCUUCGGCCAUUUCGCCGGAAAAAUAGAACGUGGAGAUACAGACAUUUUGAUCCAGAUGAAGAAGAAGGAGAUGCAAGGAGCAAAGCUAAACACAACUCAGAUAUUUGGAAUAAGCUAAAACAUAUGGUUGGAGGAUUAUCACGCGGCUGCGGACGAAGUAGAAGAGAUUCGUGAUGAACUAAACAAGAAUCAAGAAAUCGAAUGUUGUCUGAAUUUCGUUAAGAAGUGAGAAAAGCUUUUUUUCUUUUCUUUUCUUUUCACAUAACCUUUUUAUUGUUCUUCCAGAACUUGAGGAAGAUGAAGAUCAUAUCAAUACAGAGGAAAAAAAGUGGAAAUAAAAGAGAAAUUAUGAAAUGAGGCAUAAGAGAUCAUUCCUCAUUAAAGUACAACAAUGCAGAAACAAUAAUACAAUUACACAGAAUAC